Oncorhynchus kisutch (coho salmon) is the source of this 4958-nucleotide messenger RNA. Its product is annotated as fibroblast growth factor 14-like. The record is from RefSeq and is a predicted model, not a curated record. Lineage: Eukaryota; Metazoa; Chordata; Actinopteri; Salmoniformes; Salmonidae. Bases 465 to 1538 code for a protein of 357 amino acids. Gene Ontology annotation, molecular function: growth factor activity. The transcript has 5 exons.
CGGGACCACGCACACACAUCCCUACCGGAUGCGUUAUACUUUUGGGAGAAGGGAGGGCCAUAGUCAGCUUAUUUUCAUCAACAAGGUGAGAAAGAGAGGAAAAGAAGAGGGGGAAAGAGAAAACAGAAACUACCCGGAUAGGAGAGCAGUAGCAGUGCACUGGGACUCUAUCAGAGAAGCAUGGAUUAUUCAUUUUAAAAAGCCUAGGCUUUAUUAAAUAUUAAACCCGUUUUUUUAAAGACGCAGGCACGAAGGGAUUGAUUCCUGCUGGGAUUUACAGUAAAAACUAGUAGCCUUCACCAACGUGACGACGCGACUUGAUUUGGAUUCGGGGCUCCAGCGUUUGGCUAUGCGUUGUAGGUUAGAAAGCUCCGCUGCAGUGUUCGCAUAGGGAUGGUACCCCUACGGGUUCACUAACGGACCGAUCCCAUAUCCACCCUCACCCCGGGAACGUACGAACUAAUAUGCAAUGGUUUUUUGUCCAGAAAUCCCCUGCGUUUCGCCGACUACACGCUAGCUCCGCAUGUCUGUCUGCCGCACCGUUCCCCCUGUGCGGCAGAUGCGAUCUAAAGAGUCUAUUUGGGCUUCUGACGCGCCGGCCAGGCGGCAGCAGCAGUACCCGCAACAGCGAUACCGUUAAGGAGCAGGAGCAAGUGGAGGAAACUGCAGCAUUCGCCUUCAUUCUGAGGUAUAACGAAGCGUUUCUGCAGCUAAGCGCCAACGCGAAGGACCCGGGGAUUCAUCUGUUCUGUUCUAUGGUCCAGCUGGUUGGGCCGAGUCGCAGAGCUAAGCCCAACGGGACCUGGCUGUUAUGCAAGCGGGGGGAGCGAGUCCCCAUGAGGGUGUCUAGGCUGCUGGAGCGCUCCUCGACCAAAUCGAUGAGGUUUCUUUGGAACAUUUACAGCAAAGGAUCGCAUAUGCUGCAGUGUCUUUGUGGCAAGAGUCUCAAGAAAACCAAGAACCCAACUGAUCCACAGCUUAAGGGCAUAGUGACCAGGUUGUACUGCAGACAGGGAUACUACUUGCAGAUGAACCCAGAUGGAUGUCUGGACGGGACCAAAGAUGACGGCACUAACUCCUCUUUGUUCAACCUCAUCCCAGUGGGCCUUCGAGUGGUGGCCAUCCAGUCAGUCAAGAUGGGUCUGUACAUCGCCAUGAACGGGGAGGGACACCUCUACUCAUCAGAGCUGUUUACAGCAGAGUGUAAGUUUAAGGAGUCUGUGUUUGAGAACUACUAUGUGAUCUACUCGUCGAUGCUGUACAGACAGAAUGAGUCUGGGAGGGCCUGGUUCUUGGGCCUGAACAAGGAAGGACAGCCCAUGAAGGGCAACCGAGUGAAAAAGACCAAACCAGCCGCUCACUUCCUGCCCAAACCUAUAGAAGUUGCCAUGUACAAGGAGCCGUCGUUGCACGACGUCAGGGAGACAUUGCCUAAAGUUGCCGGAGUCCCGCCCAGCAAAAGCACAACCAGCGAACCAGUGGCCAUGAACGGGGGCAAACCAAUCAACAAACCCGACCCGAAGGAGACUGCAACAUAACCCUGCCCCCUCCUCUCCCCCCGCACGACAGAGACUUGAGACUCUGCCCACUGCACUCAAACUCUCACCUUGAUUGGUCAAUUAUGGGCUAAGUCCCACCUCCUCUCUCUCUCUCUCUUUCUCUUUUUGGCUGAUUCGGUGCAGUGGUGUUCGAGAUGAGGAAAUGGACCACUCCAUUUGGGGAAUGGGGGAGGGGAGGUGGAAGGGAGAAGAGGAGGGGAGAAGGAGGAGGAAGGUGUUGACGAGGAGGAGGAGGAAGGGAAGGAGGAGGAGGGGGAUUGGCUGAUUUGUAUCGGCUAGAUAAACUACAAACUUGGACAGCAGAAUGCCCUACCUACGUGAUACGGAAUGCCUUUUUCAAAUCCUUACGAUUAUUUUUCUGUGACAAUCUGUGAGAAUGAUGACGAAGCGUUUUUUUUCCCUCUUCCUUUUUGCCAGGUAGCCUUGCCUGCUGAUGGCUACCCAUAAGCCCCCUCUCUCACUCUGACGCACUAUAGCAACAGAGUCCAUCCAUAUUGACCACAGUCUGUUUGUUCGUCUGUUUACCAAUUUGUUUGUUUAUAAUUCUAUACCCAAAAUGCACCAGCGACGGUCUGGAUAGAUUGUUGUACAGACACAAAACAGGAUUGUCAUCUUCUAUUUUUCAAAUGAUUGUCUCUCUCUCUCUCUCUCUCUCUGUCUCUCUCAUUCUUUCUUAGCUUCUCUCUCUCGCUCCCUCUCUCAUUCCUUCAUUCUAUCUUAGUUUCUUUCUCUCUCUGUUUCUCUCUCUCUCAUUCUUUCUUAGUUUCUUUCUCUCUCUGUUUCUCUCUCUCUCAUUCUUUCUUAGCUUCGCUCUAUCUCUACCUCCACAUCUCUAUUCUAUUUCUUACUAUCACUAUUUUCUCUGUGUGUGUUUGUAGGUUCAUUUAGGCAGUGAAUGAUACAGGAGGGCAAUACUUGUAUUUUGUAAGACAUGUAUAGAGGGAGAGGACUGGGGCUGGGGAUGAGAUGUUAAUGCGUUGGUAGUAUUGAGGAGGUAGCAGAUGCAAAGCAUGGUAGGUAGGUAGAGUGCAUGGUAGCAGAGUAGCUAGCAUGCCCAGAGAAGCUAUGAGUUUCUAUCCAGAGCCAUGGUCAAUUCAGGACAUGAAUUGAAAUUCCAAUUCAAUAUUUGAAAAGUGCCAAAAGUUGCACAAGGGUGACCGACAUGUAGCAUUUUCACUGGCAACGUAUAGGUAACUGCCUAAAAUAAUGGAAACACUUGAGUAAAUGAGGGAUGCCAAGUAUAUUGAAAGAAUGUGCUUCCACACAGGUGUGGCUCCUGAGUUAAUUAAGCAAUUAACAUCCCAUCUUAGGGUAAUUUAUAAAAAUGCUGGGCAGGCCAUUAUAUUGGCUACCAUGGCUAUGCCCCCCUAGGAUGAUAAGGGUCCCCCAUCCACAGGGCAGAAGUGGUAACUGAACGUUUUGAUGAGCAUGAAGAUGGUGUAAACCACAUGGCCGCACAGUCACCAGAUCUCAACCCAACUGAACACUUAUGGGAGAUUCUGGAGUGGUGCCUGAGACAACGUUUUCCGUCACCAUCAACAAAACGCAGGUUAGUGUUUUUUGUCAUGAAUCUUGUUCUGGGGGCAGUUCUGUAGAGUGGUCACUAGCUCGCUUGCACAGGCACAAAUCAUAAAAUCUGAUUUUAAACCUAACUUUUAACCUUGAUGCCUAACCCUAACCUUAAAUUAACACCAAAAAGCCCAUUUUCACUUUGCAGCUGGCCUAUCUAAGGUGAAAUCGCUCAGUUCUGCCUCUAGGACAAGACUUAUGACAAUAAACGUCAUCCUGCCAACAAAACACCAAAUGAUGGAAUUUCUUGCAGAAGAAUAGUGUUGCAUCCCUCCAAUAGAGUUCCAGACACUUGUAGAAUCUAUUCCAAGGUGCAUUGGGGCUGUUCUGGCUCGUGGCACAACGCCCUGUUACGACACUAUGUUGGUGUUUCCUUUAUUUUGACAGCUCCCUGUACAUGCACACAUAGUGAAGUUGACAAAGUCGAAGAACGUACAAAAAAUAUUGAAAGAACAGAGUCACUACAGGGAACAGUCCUAAACAGACCAGUCAAAGAAGUGAUGUUGGAGGUUUAGCUGUUAGCUGGCAUUGGUAAGAGGUACGCUGCGGUAGUCCUAUAUCUGUUGGCUUUCACACUGUGACUACAAACCUCCCAUCCCGUCUUGGAGUUGUAGCUUUCUCAUUUAGAAGCCAUUGAUACUUUGACGUUACCCGUCGUUUGACUUUACCCAAACUUUACCGAAACUCCCUUAUUUCUAAAUGAAAUAAGGGAAUGAUGUUGGUCUGUUACGUUUUUGUGCUGAAAUGUUUACUGUGAGGAUCAAGAUCUGUCACUUCCUGUAUAAGUAGCAGAGGUAGUUCGCUGAGCCUGUAACCGUGCCUGGGACCUGAAGGCUCACGUUAGCUCCAAGAGCUUAUAACAACAGUCAGCCACUGUAAAGUCUAUGAGCAAAACGGGCCAUGGAUGCCGAAUUUGCCCUGUGGCCCAGGCUGCUCAUUGGCCACCGUAAACUUGCUAGCUGGGUGAGAUCAUAGAGAAACCACUCGAAAAGGUACGGUGUAUAAAAAUGAAAAGAUUCCACUGGGCUGUUUGUGGGAAUGUGUUGAAGCAACAUUUGCUGUACUUGUCCAGUGUUUUGUCUGUACCAAGCUGAACAAAAGCUGCUGUUCUUGGCAAAGAAAUGUAGAACUACAAUUUGAUGGUGUUGUGUCUUUGAGUUAAUGGUGUUUCUGUUCCUGUUGAAACCAGAGUCCUUUAAUAUGGAGAGUUGGGCCAACUGUAGAGCUGGGCACCACAUUGCUGCCUCUUGAGGAUUCAAUAUUGCCCAGUGACACGAACGUGGCUGCCAUCGAGCUCUGUGAUGUCAUAGUUCAGACUGCAUUGGCCAAACUCUCUCUAAGAUCUCUGAUUGAAUCCUGCCAUCGGUGAGCUCUAUGUGCUGCUGGAUUCUGAAUCUCUAACUGACUACUUCAAGUGAGACUGGAUCAGUUUUUGUCAAAUUGAAUUGAAUUGACUGUGCACAUGUACAAACCUCUCUCUCUUUCUCUCUCCCUUUCUUUCUCUUUCUUUCUCAACAUUCCAUCUCAUUCUUCCCCUUACCCCUGCCCACCCCUUUCUCUAUCUCUCCAUCUGUCUCUCUCUCUCUCAGUCUAUACGUCUCUCACCUGUUGCAUGGUAAACAAGAAAGGCAGUGGAGAUAAGCAUGUAGUACUGUAGCCUAUGUGUAUCAAGUCAAAACAAAAAUAAGAAAAAAAAGAGAUUGUGUCGGUAAGUGUACCGCUAACUUUACAUACAUAUAUAUGCAAAAGAGUUUGUCUGCACUGUACAGUUUGUGUCUCCAUUGUAUACACAGAUACAACAUAUUGAAUAAAAUAUUUAUAUGAAGGAGA